Sordaria macrospora k-hell is the source of this 279-nucleotide messenger RNA. RefSeq lists its product as uncharacterized. NCBI's taxonomy places the organism in Eukaryota, Fungi, Ascomycota, Sordariomycetes, Sordariales, Sordariaceae. The record is from RefSeq and is a predicted model, not a curated record.
AUGGAAGCCAACAAACAUUCGUCCUCCAUCGAAAACGAGACACAUCUAUGUCCUCCACCCGGGACUCCCAGCGAGAAGGAGAGUGCCAGUCAACAAGCAUCGGGCUUUGCGGCCUCUACACCAGACGGCGCCAAGGCGGGCGGGCAUGGAGAUGCUGGUCACUCGGCUCAAGCGCAAGAUGAUGCUUCCAGAUCCACUGGCAAGAAUAUGGCGAACCCCAAGAGCACGGCUUCGACUGUGAGAACUGAGAAGGCAGUGAAGUUUCUGCGUCUCCUAUGA